AUGGUUCUUGACGAUGAGGCAGACCCUAACAGCUCACAGAGUCCACUAUUUGGAGACGGGUUCAUUCAUCCCAUCAGCAAAUCGCCUAUAUCAAGACCGCCGGUAUCAUCAAUCAAAGUGUUUGCGAGAGACCUAUCGGAUUAUGCGGAAUUUACCAGAGAGUUCUUCUGCGAGUGCGAUGAUGAAAAGUGGCCUCCUGAUACGCCUCCAGAUAUACUCUCGAAUAUUUCAUAUCCAUGUUCUUGCCCCGGUGGCUAUAAUGCACCUCCGCCCUUGGAGAUUAUUGGAUCUGGCCCUAAUGGAUUGGUAACUAUUGGCGACUACUCGGACGCGACCUAA
Molecule: messenger RNA, 339 nt
Organism: Trichoderma virens Gv29-8
Lineage: Eukaryota; Fungi; Ascomycota; Sordariomycetes; Hypocreales; Hypocreaceae
Exons: 2
Coding region: 1-339 (112 amino acids)
Source: RefSeq, a predicted model, not a curated record